CCUGCAGUAUGAGUGCAGGUGAUUACAGGUUUCUAGGAGCGUGCGCAUCCACUCAGCUGAGCGGCGAGGAACGUCCUGCGUGGGCGUCAUGUUGGGAAACCUCUCUGUGUGAACGCGGCGGUGAGGACCUAAGAGGGUUACAGAGUCCCGAGGUUCGCUCGGUGCCUGCAGAGUCACAGCAGCCUGGAUGUGGGCCACCUCGAGCCUCCGCCUGCAGCCUGAUCGUCUUCUGUGUGGUUUCCUGUCCUGAGCAGGGUCGGAGGACUGCAGACCACCUUUAACAAGCAGCGCAUCGGGCCUCGGUCUCCUCCGCCAUGGGGAACCACGGCUCGAGUCUGGAUGACAUCCUGGCUGAGGACAUGCACCACUGGUACAACAAGUUCAUGAAGGAGUCCCCGUCGGGCCUCAUCACGCUGUUCGAGCUGAAGGCCAUACUCAACCUGAAGGGCAUGAACGAGGACGCCAACCGCUAUGUGGAGCAGGUCUUCUUCACCUUCGACAUGGACGGGGACGGCUACAUUAACUUUGUGGAGUACAUCGCAGCCAUCAGCCUGAUGCUGAAGGGAGAAAUCAACCAGAAACUGAAGUGGUACUUCAAACUGUUCGACCAGGACGGCAACGGAAAGAUCGACAAGGAAGAGCUGGAGACCAUCUUCACGGCCAUCCAAGACAUCACACGGAACAAAGACAUCGACCCCGAGGAAAUCGUCUCGCUCAUAUUUGAGAGGAUUGAUGUAAAAGGUGAAGGCGAGCUGACCCUGGAGGAGUUCAUCGAGGGAGCCAAAGACCACGAAGAUAUCAUGGACAUGCUGAACACCCUGAUGGACCUGACGCCGGUCUUAUUGAUCAUUAUUGAGGGCCGGACGGGGAACAACCAAUGAGAGAAAUGUGGAAGCAGUGAGCUGUGAUUGGCCAUUUGGACAGAUUUAACAUUACACAGUGAAAGCCUGGCUGAUUUUCAUGUGAAGAAGGUCAUGAUGGACUCUGUGAGCUGCAUCUGCCAAUCACCUCCAGCUGUAGGUCCCCCCACCCACAGCCUCCGCACCAGGAGUUUGGUGCCACACUGGUGCCACCUAGUCUUUUUCUUGGAACCAACACCACCACAGUGGAAACAAGGGCCUCAUAUUCCUUUGCCAUAGAGAACCUCAUUUCAUCCAACAUUUUGCCAAUUUCUACUUCAACUAUUUGGAAAAUGUGUCGCACUGAUGCUGGACUCAGAAUCAGAAAGUUGAGAUGAUACCUGAAGCUCAGUUUUAACAGCAACAUUAAUAAAAACAACUACCAAAAAUAGUAAUAACAAUAAUAACUAAUAGUAAUAACUCUUCAAAUUACU
This is a messenger RNA of Oreochromis aureus, 1333 nucleotides long. RefSeq names its product guanylate cyclase activator 1d (gene guca1d). Gene Ontology annotation, molecular function: calcium sensitive guanylate cyclase activator activity; calcium ion binding. The coding region runs from base 315 to 881 and encodes 188 amino acids. The transcript is spliced from 6 exons. The record is from RefSeq and is a predicted model, not a curated record. NCBI's taxonomy places the organism in Eukaryota, Metazoa, Chordata, Actinopteri, Cichliformes, Cichlidae.